Cydia splendana is the source of this 3308-nucleotide messenger RNA. RefSeq lists its product as uncharacterized. The transcript has 2 exons. The record is from RefSeq and is a predicted model, not a curated record. Bases 18 to 3308 code for a protein of 1096 amino acids. NCBI's taxonomy places the organism in Eukaryota, Metazoa, Arthropoda, Insecta, Lepidoptera, Tortricidae.
GUAAGGAGUUUGCCAAUAUGGACGUAACUGAAAGAACUGACUACGUGAAAACAAACAAUCUAUGUUAUAACUGCCUACUCAGCGGUCACUCCGUGUUCAGGUGUCGUUUACCAACAUCCUGCCAAGUCUGUCACAAACGUCAUCAUUCUCUAUUGCACCACACAAAGAAUGAAAAUAUAAAGGCACAUCUUAGUCAGAUAGAAGAAAAUACUGAGGAUGACGUACCAAAAGAAGAAGUAGAAGAUGAUAUCACUGUAGCGACGCACUUCAUUACUAAAAAGUCAGAUGCUUUAUUAGCUACAGCGCUUGUCCUAGUGAAGGGUGAGACGGGGCAAGUGCUCACACUGCGGGCUUUGAUUGAUCAAGGUUCAGAAGCGAACUUCAUCACGGAGAGAGCCGUGCAGAUGAUGAAACUACACAAGACACCUGUCAGGGGUUCAGCCACAGGACUGGAAUCAAUGAAGACCUCGGUCAACAGUAUGGUACAGUGUGAGCUUCAGUCAAGAUUUGACACUGACUUCAACCUAAACAUCAAUGCAUUUGUCUUGUCUACUCGAGUAACCGCUGAACUUCCAUCACAAGCACUCACCAAGACUCAUCACGCUUGGCAGCAUAUUAAUGGACUCGAUCUGGCAGACCCGAACUACCAUCAACCAGGUCGAAUAGACAUGCUUCUAGGCGUUAAGGUCUAUGCACAAAUUAUAAUGAAUGGCUUAAUCAAGGGUCCUCCAGGCUCACCAUGUACACAAAAUACAAGCCUUGGAUGGAUUGUGUUCGGAGACGCUGAAGGCAAUUCUUCAAAAAAUAUUAUUGUCAUGCAUCACAAACUCAACUUAGACCUUCUGGUAAAAAACAUGUGGGAACUGGAGUCAGCAGAAAAACCAGAACUUACAGCGGAUGAGAAACAUUGUGAAUCUAUUUAUGCAAAUACAACUACCAGAACAAAAGAAGGAAGAUAUGUAGUGAAACUCCCCACAAGAACAGAGGAAAUAAAGUCAACAAAAGGACAAACAAAGGACAUAGCACUGAGAAGAUUCAGACAACUAGAAAGAAAAUUUGAAAAGGACGAAGAAUUCAAAAAGGAAUACACCAAAGUCAUAGAAGAAUAUUCAACAUUGAAGCACAUGGAAGAAGUUCCAGACACUGAAAUAGAAGCCCCAUCAGUAUAUCUCCCACAUCAUGCUGUGAUUCGGAACGACAAGGACAAAUCUAAAGUUAGAGCUGUGUUUGAUGCUUCAUCUAAAGGCAUAAACAAUAUUUCACUUAAUGAAGAGUUACUGGUGGGUCCACAGCUUCAAGAAGAUUUAAGGAACAUAAUCAUGAGAUGGCGUAUGAAGAAAAUCUGCUUCGUUGCAGACAUACAGAAAAUGUAUCGUCAAAUUUUGGUUACAAAACAAGAUGCAGAUCUGCAGCGUAUACUUUGGCGCAAAUGUGCAGCUGACCCUAUUAAAGAAUAUCGCCUGCUUCGUGUCACGUUUGGUACAGCAUCUGCACCAUACUUAGCUGUGAAAACGUUACAAAGGGUCGCAGAAGACGAAGGAAACCAUCAUCCAGUAGCUGCAAAAACGAUUAAAGAAGAUUUCUACAUGGAUGACCUCAUGUCGGGCCAAGAUAACACAGAAGACGCCGUAGAUGUAGCGAAAAAUAUAGCAAUUAUUCUGAAAAACGGAGGAUUCGAUCUGCAGAAAUGGUCGUCUAAUAGCACCAGCUUUUUAAAGCAAUUCCCACCUGAUGAGAGAAACAGUAAUGUAAACAUGGACAUCAACCUAGACGGAACUGUACGUGCACUGGGUAUCAGUUGGAACAUGGGUGAAGACAGUUUUCAGUACAAACUUGAACUACCCCAGCCGCCGAUAACUAUUACAAAGAGAAACAUACUAGCAGAAACACAAAAGUUGUUCGAUCCUUUGGGGUGGUUGGCACCAAGCAUAAUUCAAGCCAAGAUGCUUAUCCAGAAACUUUGGUUGCACCGAUCAAGUUGGGAUGAUGAAGUAGAACCUGAAAUAAAAGAAGAAUGGUUAAACAUAACACACAAUUUUGAAAACUUAAAGGACGUCAAUAUACCAAGAUGGCUACACACAACUAAACUAAGACUAGAUAAAACUACGAUACAUGGAUUUUCUGAUGCGUCUACAAAGGCUUAUGCAGCUGUCGCUUAUUUAAGAGUAGAAACUGAAGAAGGUGAAAUCAAGACGAAUAUCAUAGCAGCUAAAGUCCGUGUAAGUCCAGUGAAGCCAGUGUCUUUGCCACGAUUAGAACUGUGUGGCGCUGCGCUGCUUGCAAAGCUGCUUAAACAAAUAAGAGAAGCCAUGAGAAUCCCGGAAAGCCAAGUGUUCGCAUGGAGUGACUCAACAAUAGUUUUGUCGUGGUUAAAGGGAGACCCUAACCGCUGGCAAACCUUCGUCAGAAAUCGCGUGGUGUCCAUUCUCGAUGAUAUUGGCGAUAAAUGGUAUCAUGUCACAUCCCAAUCGAACCCUGCGGAUAUUGCGUCACGUGGUUCCCCGUUACCAGAACUCAUCUCACAUCAUUUAUGGUGGAACGGGCCAGAAUGGCUAAAGACUCAUGACAUUCCAUUUAAUAAAUCAGACGUCACGACAGACCUGGAAAUGAAACGAACCUUUCACACCAGCUUGGAAGUACAAGAGGAAGAUAAUUAUUCAAUUAUAAGCCAGUUUGACAAUUUUGAUGAUUUACAAGAACUUGUUAAGACAGUUACAUACUGCAAACGCUUUUUAAAUUAUAAGAAGCUUACCCCGAACCCUACAUUCACAACAGAAGAGUUACAAAAAUCAUUGACGACUUGCAUUAAAUUGGUUCAACAACAAGCAUUUAAUGAUGAUAUAACUAGAUUACAAAAUAAAAAAAAUGUAAGAUGUGACAGUAAAUUGAAAUCAUUAAAUCCUUACCUGGAUGAAGUUAAUAUACUCAGGGUGGGCGGUCGUCUUAAACACGCAAAUCUGAACGAAGACAGUAAGAACCCUAUAAUUCUGGACAGAAAGAACCGACUUACCUUUUUAAUUGUGGCUGAUGCUCAUCAGAGAAUGCUUCAUGGCGGACAACAGUUGAUGAUGUGUUACCUAAAAAUGCGCCUCCUAAAGGCCAGCGCAAACCGGCGGAGCGCAGCGCAGAUCACCGAGGAGGAUUUACGCCGCGCAGCGCACACCGGCAAGGUAAAAUCCUCCGCGAUACCGCGAGCGCCCGCCAGGCGCCAGCCCGAGCGCUGGCGGCCGGCGCACCAGGGAGCACUAUUCGGCGUAGGCCGGGGGAUGCCGCGGCAUGCCGCCGCCUACCGCCGCAGUAUCCUCUAA